UUAUCAUCUUGGUCUUAUAAACGAAUGCAGGUACGGAGGUACCCUUGAAAUUGCGUUUUGCAGUUUUAAAUAAUUAAUUUUUACAAUAUAGUACAUCGUGCUACAUCUUAAUACGUGACUGGAAGUUGAUUCAGUUGAUUGAGGUUUUGGCAAAAAACCGGUCAAAACUGUCUGCAAUGGUUUCCCUGAAAAUCCAGUUAAUUAUCGCACUUGUGACCAUCGACCAGGUCGUUCGGUUUUCCCUUGGUGUUGACUAUGACGAGAACGAUGUCGUUAUUCCUGCAGAUGUAUUUUCCGAUUCCGCCGCAGCAUCUGAACACGGGGAUGACGAGCAGGCAUUUCCGGUUCUGUGGCCCAACAGACUGGCCAUUCCCUAUGACAUCAGUGAUGACUUUAAUACCGAGCAGAGAAUGAAAAUUCAAACAGCGCUCAGAAUAAUGGAACGGCAAACCAAAGGAUGUGUCAUGUUCCAGAAGAUACGGUCUGCUGAAAAUGACACUGACUUCAUCUUUUUUAAACGGGGACAAGAAUGCCACUCUUACAUCGGAAUGGUAGGAGGACGCCAAGAUAUCUCCCUUGCCGAUGAAUGUUUGGAAAAGUCAGCGGUCAUCCUCCACGAGGUCAUGCAUGCACUAGGCUUCAACCAUGAGCAUGCGCGUUUCGACCGCGAUCAGCACAUCAUUCUGCACGAAUCCAGGAUAUUAGAGAAUGAAACGUACAAUUUUUACGCUUCUCCGGCAUCGUUUUACCACGGCACGAAGUACGACUACGAUUCCAUUAUGCACUAUCCGGCUACCACUUUCAGCAAGAACAGCACAUCACCGGUUAUUAUUCCACGACGGGGAUUAAUUGUCCGCAUUGGUAUGGGACAGAAUCUGCGCUUAAGCCCCGGAGAUAUCGCUAAAAUACAGACGGCCUACAAAUGUCCUGUCUAUGUCACUGAAAAGGUCAACGCGUCAACGGUAGUGGAGACCGAAGCGUUUCCGCUGUUCUCUUCGGAACCGAUGACCUCAGCGGAAUGUCUGUCGCAGAUAAACGACAACUGCUCGGCAACAAUCGUGUUUUUGCUGGGAAUGAUGGGAUGCAUGAAUUACAGUGCGCUGGAAAUACGUUGUAAUGCGGAUACCAAUAUUAGCGUGCUGGAAGGUAUGGCGGUGAAAAUGGCGGCAGGACCGUUGCGGCCGGUUAUGAUUGAAGCGAGAGGCAGACAGUUGGAAUCAAAUUCUUUUUCACCAGUGCGGAAAAUAGUAAUUAGACUACGAUUGAUGAACUGUACGAAUGAACGUAUAACCGGCAGAAUAGCCGAACUGAAUUUUGUCAAUCUGCUGCAUUUGGAAGCAUACGAGUGCCAAGAUUUGGUAAUCCGUCGGAUGGAUUUUAUGAAUUCAACCAAACUCCGUAUAAUCAUCUUAUACAGCACAACCAUAAAGCACCUGGAAAGAGACUCAUUUGCCGAUUUACCGAAUUUGAGAAUCUUGACCUUAGAAGCCCUGUGGAGCGGUCAGCAAUAUGAAUACGGGAAUUUCGCUCCGUCGAUGCGCAGUUUCCUGCGCAAUUUGCACUGCAAUUGCGAAUAUGCCUGGUACCGAGCGUGGUGGCACAGCAAUAGACAGUUGAAACUGCGAGUUGAAUACGGCGAAUUGUACGCGCUGGAGGGUAAUGUGGAAAGUCCAGCUUAUGUAAGAAAGGACAUCUACCAUCCUGUUGACUGCGCUGCGGAUCCCUUUCCGCUUGGGAUAUCGUGGGUUAAUUAUGAAAAUCAAAUCGAGUAUUCGAUUAACGAACCGAAAUGCAAUCCGGAGGCGCUGACCUUUGAAUUACCAAUGACUACUAUCCGGUUGCACGUGUGCCGGUUGAAGUUUCUGUCCUUCACCGAAAGGUGA
Molecule: messenger RNA, 1883 nt
Organism: Paramacrobiotus metropolitanus
Lineage: Eukaryota; Metazoa; Tardigrada; Eutardigrada; Parachela; Macrobiotidae
Exons: 5
Coding region: 177-1883 (568 amino acids)
Biological process (GO): proteolysis
Molecular function (GO): zinc ion binding; metalloendopeptidase activity
Source: RefSeq, a predicted model, not a curated record